CGUAUGUUUGAUGAAGACGCAUGCAUGCAUGUGCAUACCUAAGUAUCAAAAUCUAAUUGCUCAUCUAUAUUUAUAUCUCUCUCUAUAUAUAUAUAUAUAACAGCACAAAUCCACAUGGAGAGACGACACACAGAUUCUCGUAUCUGACUCUACAGUCACUUCGAAGUGGAUCAAAACAAAUACAAAUGGCGCCACUGCAUUUUCUACUUGUAACUUUUCCGGCACAAGGUCACGUGAACCCAUCUCUCCGUUUCGCUCGUCGGCUCAUAAAAACCACCGGCGCACGUGUCACUUUUGCCACGUGUCUCUCCGUCUUCCACCGCUCUAUGAUUUCUACCCAAAGCGACCUCAACAAUCUCUCUUUCCUUACUUUCUCCGACGGCUUCGACGACGGAGGCGUUUCCACCGCCGAAGACCGUGAAAAUCGGUCUGUGAAUCUCAAGAUCAACGGCGAUAAAACCCUAUCGGAUUUCAUCGAAGCUAAUCGGGAUGGUGACUCUCCAGUGACUUGCUUGGUCUACACGAUUCUUCUCAAUUGGGCUCCAAAAGUGGCGCGUAGGUUUCAACUUCCCUCUGCUCUUCUCUGGAUCCAACCGGCUUUGGUUUUCGACAUCUAUUACGACCACUUCAACGGCAAAAACUCCGGUUUCGAGCUCCGGAAUCUUCCGUCUCUGGCAAACCGUGAUCUUCCUUCUUUCCUCACGCCUACGGAUACGAACAUGUACAAAAACGUAAACGCAGCGUUUCAAGAGCUAAUGGAGUUUCUUAAAGAAGAAUCUAAUCCGAAAAUCCUCGUCAACACAUUUGAUUCGUUGGAACCAGAGGCUUUAACGGCUAUCCCGAAUAUCGGAAUGGUGGCAGUUGGUCCUUUACUUCCUCCAGAUAUUUUCACAGGAAGCGAAUCAGUUAAAGAGCUAAGUAGUUAUAAACUUUGGCUAGACUCGAAAACAGAGUCCUCUGUUAUUUACGUUUCUUUUGGGACAAUGGUUGAGCUGUCCAAGAAACAGAUAGAGGAACUAGCGAGAGCACUCAUAGAAUGGAAGAGACCGUUUUUGUGGGUUAUAACUGAUAAAUCCAACAGAGAAGCGAAAACAGAAGGAGAGGACGAGACAGAGAUUGAGAAGAUAGCUGAGUUCAGACACGAGCUCGAAGACGUUGGGAUGAUUGUGUCUUGGUGUUCACAGGUGGAGGUUUUAAGACACCGAGCCGUAGGUUGUUUCGUGACUCACUGUGGGUGGAACUCGACGCUGGAGAGUUUGGUUCUUGGCGUUCCGGUGGUGGCGUUUCCGAUGUGGUCGGAUCAACCGACGAACGCGAAGCUACUGGAGGAUUCAUGGAAGACAGGUGUGAGGGUGAGAGAGAACGAGGAAGGUUUGGUGGAGAGAGGAGAGAUAAGGAGGUGUUUGGAAGCAGUGAUGGGGGAGAAAGCUGAGGAGCUGAGGGAAAACGCUGAGAAAUGGAAGCGUUUAGCGGUUGAAGCGGGCAGAGAAGGAGGGUCUUCGGAUAAGAACAUGGAGGCUUUUGUGGAUGAGAUUGUGGAGACUCUGUUCAGUGAAGCAGAGGAGGUUAAAGACAAAUAGAGUGUUGAACAAAUCUAUAUUCUUUGAAAACGGUUUCUAACUUUGCCACUUUGUUUAUUAAUUUCAUUAAAACACAGUAUAUUGAAUAUAUAAUAAUAUAUAUGGGACCUGCAAGUAUCAUUAUUUACCAAAAAGAAAAAAAAACAAAAAGUUUAAGACCAUUGCCUAUCAGUAUCACUAUGUAGUAUGUACUGCUUGUUGUUUAGCUAAUUUAUCAGUAGAAGUAUCGAAUCCUCUCUGUCUGAAAAAACUUGUUUUCAGAGAACAUUUGAUGAA
Messenger RNA from Eutrema salsugineum, 1856 nucleotides. Its product is annotated as UDP-glycosyltransferase 75B1. Lineage: Eukaryota; Viridiplantae; Streptophyta; Magnoliopsida; Brassicales; Brassicaceae. Gene Ontology annotation, molecular function: UDP-glycosyltransferase activity. The record is from RefSeq and is a predicted model, not a curated record.